Molecule: messenger RNA, 753 nt
Organism: Pseudopipra pipra
Lineage: Eukaryota; Metazoa; Chordata; Aves; Passeriformes; Pipridae
Product: collagen, type I, alpha 1b-like
Exons: 2
Coding region: 1-753 (250 amino acids)
Source: RefSeq, a predicted model, not a curated record
AUGAAAGUUGAUGUCAUGAAAGGUGCUUACUUGCACGUGAAUAUUCAGCUCAAAGUCAGCAUCAGCAGUGCUGACUACUGGUCAACUGCUCUACUGGCUUGCAGGAGAAUGGUUCUGGCCAGGGGCCUUAUCCCAAACUUUGUGCAAAAGCUUCCUCCGCUGGUGGGGCCGCACCUGCCCGGGGAGGGGCGGGGAAGGGCUGCGGCCGCUCCCGUUACCCGGCGAGGGCGGGUCUUAGGGCCGGAGGGGGCACAUCGCCCUCCCCGGGAGGGAGGGGCAGAGACCCCGCGGGGCAGCUCCUCCUCUGCGGGCGCUACCCCUGGCAGGGGCGGCGGCGAGGGGCUGCCAGAGACCCCCCGCGGUUACGUAACGAGCGCCUCCGGGGGCAGCUCCGCCGGUGCCCGCCAGUCCCGCCCCGCCCGGCCGGAGGGCGGCGGACAGAGCGGAGCGCCCUCGGCACCGCUCCCGCCCGCCCGCGGGCACGGACCGGGCAGCGGCUCUGCCGCCUCAGCGGGCACGCGCAGGGCGCAUGCGCCUCCCGGGCCCGCCGGCGCGCCGGGCAUGCGCGGGGGUGGCGGCCGGGCAGCGUCUGGGGGCGGGCGGGCGCGGGCGCUGGUGGAGCCCGCGGGGCACCGGCCCCGAGCCCCGCGGGGGCUCCGCCGGCGGCCGAGCGGCUGCCGGGGCCGCCGGGGCGGCAGCGCCCGAGCCGGGCUGUGCCCCAGUUUGUGUCCAAUCAGAGAGUGCAGCGCCUGA